Messenger RNA from Siniperca chuatsi (mandarin fish), 2048 nucleotides. It is a transcript of the gene elac1, whose product is annotated as elaC ribonuclease Z 1. Bases 137 to 1249 code for a protein of 370 amino acids. Gene Ontology annotation, molecular function: 3'-tRNA processing endoribonuclease activity. Gene Ontology annotation, cellular component: nucleus. The transcript is spliced from 5 exons. The record is from RefSeq and is a predicted model, not a curated record. Lineage: Eukaryota; Metazoa; Chordata; Actinopteri; Centrarchiformes; Sinipercidae.
UUAAGUGCCAUGCAUUUAAUUGAACCUACCGUUUCAUUUACGAGAAAUCCGACUUGAACGCCGCACCGUCGCUCGUGUUACGUCAUCACCAUGUGACUGUUUACAGUCCUUUCAGUUUCCUUGUGAUUUUGGGAGGAUGAGCAUGGAUAUGACUUUCCUCGGGACCGGCUCGGCCUACCCGUCUCCUCACCGCGGUGCCUCGGCUCUGGUGCUGCGGACAGACGGGGAGUGCUGGCUGUUUGACUGCGGGGAGGGAACCCAGACCCAAAUGAUGAAGAGCCAACUCAGAGCCGGUCGAAUCACAAAGGUUUUCAUCUCCCACCUGCAUGGAGAUCACCUGUUUGGUCUCCCUGGUCUCCUUUGCACUGUGAGCCUAAACACCAACCCCGACCCCCAGCAGAACCUGAGCUGUGUGGAUAUCUAUGGGCCCCGGGGCCUCCGUCAUUUUCUAAGGGUGACACUUGGCCUCACAGGAUCACAGCUGCUCUUCCCUUAUGCAGUACAUGAGCUGGAGCCCACAGCUGACCAGAGUCCAGAAGAGGGACAGCUCAGCCUCGAGAUGACAGCGGAGUGCGGCCCUCUGCAUCCACAGGAGCAGCCGGGCAGGACGAUCUCCCUGGAUGUUUCCAGUGACUGUUACCUCCUCUUUGAAGACAAGAAGUUUGUGGUCAAGGCCUUUAGGUUGUUUCACCGCAUCCCAUCCUUUGGUUUUUGCAUUCAGGAGCAUGAUCGACCCGGAAGACUGAAGACUGAACUCCUGAAGGAACUAGGCCUGAAACCAGGGGCGCUUUAUGGGCGGCUGAAAGCUGGAGAGUCUGUAACUCUGGAGAGCGGGCGUGUUGUUCUGCCUAGUGAGGUCCUGGAAGAAGCCAUUCCUGGAAGGAAAGUCUGCAUUUUAGGGGACUGCAGCUCUGUUCUCGGGGAAGGACAAGUGAGGUUGUGCAAUGGAGCGGACAUUCUGGUUCACGAGGCCACCCUUGGGAACGAGCACCGAGAGAAAGCAGUAGACCACGGACACAGUACACCUGAAAUGGCGGCGGCGGUGGCUCGGGCUUUCUGUGCACGGAGGCUGGUGCUGUACCACUUCAGUCAGAGGUACAAACCCUGCUCACUGCAGAAGGAAGGGGACGAGGAUGAUGUCUCAGAGCUCAAGAGACAGGCUGAAGAUGCUCUACAGGACAGUGGUGUAGAAGUGACUCUGGCUGAGGACUUUCUGACUCUGCCCAUUCCUCUCAGAAGAUCAAGGUAAAGAACUACUAAUUUAGUUUUUACAUUGUCUGUAGUAGAUCUGAAUAAAAACAGCAGUUCUGUCUGUUUGCACUGUCCUUAUAUGGUAUAAAUAGAAGUUACGUAUUAAAAAGUAUUUACUUGGUAGUUGUUAACUUGUUGCCAUUACAAGCAUAAUUUGUUUUAUUAUUCAGUGAUUUGGAAAUUAUGGAUGAUGUUAGCUCUUUUCUUAACCAAAACUGCAAAAAAAUAGAUACAUGUAAAGUAUCAAAUGACAAAACAAUCUCAGCUCAAGGUCCACUGACUUGCUGGUUCUACCUUUCAACCAUAUCACAUGGCCUUCAUCAGCAUGUGUAGUUAAGAUCAACUUUUAAGCCAACAUGGACAAGAUGUCAGAGGGAUGUUCGGUAAAUUGGUGUUUUAAAGAUUGAAGAUCUACCUGGGAUUCCAUGACAACUGAGCAAACUCCUACUGCUGAUGAAGACUGGGUUUAAUGCUUGAAGACUCCGGAACAAGCAAGUGGACCUUGAGCUCCCCCCCCCCUUUGGUUUCAGUUUUACUGGUAUUUCCUUUCAGUUUGUAAUGUUAACACUUAUCGAUACUAAAACCAUCAUCUUUCCAUAUGAAUCAGUAAAAUCUGUUUACAUUUUCUGUGAUAAAGAACAUGCAACCAUCUCCAAACCUUUUCCAGAGCUUUAUUUCUGGAUCUGUACACAAGGUAUUAAAGUACAACAGAAAAUACAAAAUAAUGUUUAACAAAAGAAAAAAAACAACUCAAUGUUAUGUACAAUUCUUAUAAACAAUAAAGAUAGCUUCUUGAA